AUGCCUCUAUACAUCGCAGAUGGAUCGAUUGACCCUCUCUCUCUCCUAUCUGUACCGGAGAAGUUUGUGAUCUUUUACUCUUCCAUUGUAGAUGGACAGAUGUGGUGUCCAGUGUGUCCUAGACUGUCGUUUGAGCUGAUUCGGGAUCUGAUUUCUGUUGAUCAGGAUUGUCGAGAAAUUGACCAGCUUGUACAGAACACGUUUUCCGAAGGCGGCCCAGCAGCUCUAAUUGUCUACGUCGGCGAUAGAGGACAAUGGAAAACGGCGUCUAAUGUGUACCGCCAAGAACCAUGGAAGAUCACGAGCGUACCGACAAUCGUGCGCUUGAAAGACGGAAAGGAAGAGGCGAGGCUCGAGGAUCCUGGUCCCAUUCAGCAGGGAAUCGCAGCUUUUGUCAAGCCACAAUAA
Psilocybe cubensis is the source of this 408-nucleotide messenger RNA. RefSeq lists its product as uncharacterized. The record is from RefSeq and is a predicted model, not a curated record. Gene Ontology annotation, cellular component: cytosol. The transcript has 3 exons. NCBI's taxonomy places the organism in Eukaryota, Fungi, Basidiomycota, Agaricomycetes, Agaricales, Agrocybaceae. Gene Ontology annotation, molecular function: protein-disulfide reductase [NAD(P)H] activity. The coding region runs from base 1 to 408 and encodes 135 amino acids.